CACGCUAAGUCAACCAUGGCAGACAGAGUCACACAGUUACAAGAUUCAGUAAACGAGUUAGCUGAACAUUUCUGCAAUUCUGUUGGAGUGCUGCAAAUGCCACAGCAACCAGGAGAGCAAGCUGCUGCAUCAGAAAAUGCUAAACUGUUUUCUUCCUUGAUUGCACGUAAAGCAAAAGACAUUGAUGCUCUGAUUAACUCACUUCCCAGUGCUGAUUGCUCGGCAGAAAUUCAAGCAGAAAAUUUGAAACUGCUGGAAAAACAGAAUCAGGAUUUGUCAGCAAAGCUUGAAAGAGCAGUAGAACAUGGAGAAGGUUUGCUGAAAGACAUUCGGCAUGCUUUACACGUGAUUGCGAAGAGUCAGCUGGAAUCUGCUUCUUAUCUGUGACUUUUUCAUUAGCAUAAAACAGAUUUAGACAGGUUGCUUAAUCGAGAUUGUUUUAUUCAGAUAACAUAUUGUACAUACCGUUUUACUGAAGAAAGUGUUCUGAACGUGCAAGAAAGACUUCUAACACAUUUCUGACAUUUUGUUUUGAAAAAUGUUUUUGUUGUGUAAUUUACUAAAAAAAUUAGGCUUGU
Molecule: messenger RNA, 578 nt
Organism: Corticium candelabrum
Lineage: Eukaryota; Metazoa; Porifera; Homoscleromorpha; Homosclerophorida; Plakinidae
Product: mediator of RNA polymerase II transcription subunit 21-like
Exons: 5
Coding region: 16-387 (123 amino acids)
Biological process (GO): regulation of transcription by RNA polymerase II
Cellular component (GO): mediator complex
Molecular function (GO): transcription coregulator activity
Source: RefSeq, a predicted model, not a curated record